Molecule: messenger RNA, 2195 nt
Organism: Dalotia coriaria
Lineage: Eukaryota; Metazoa; Arthropoda; Insecta; Coleoptera; Staphylinidae
Product: lachesin-like
Exons: 8
Coding region: 310-1587 (425 amino acids)
Cellular component (GO): neuron projection
Source: RefSeq, a predicted model, not a curated record
GGUAGUCUCGAGUCCCGUUCCGGAGCGUCGAGCGUCGCGCGCGCUUUCAGUGCUGGUGCGCGUCUCCUCGCGACGAGUGAAACUGUGCGCCGUGUGCCGAGUUGGGACUGUCAGUGCGAUACGUGCGCCCGGCGCCUCCGCUGUAUCUCAACGCGGGACGGAAGGUUUCGUGGGUUCCACCUCGGCAUUCAGCGAUAAGGCAAAAAGUGGAUACGACUCACAUCCCGAUGGCUGCGCUCGAAGGUGGAGGAAGACUUGACCCUUUGGAAACGGAUUGACAACACACUACUACUCUUCACUACAAGCAUCAUGGGCCUACGACGACACAUGAUGGCAGUUUUUAUUUUUACAUUAAUUCUACAAGUGUUAGCCGUGGCGUCCGGUUUCGAGCCGGACUUCCUGCAUCCACUGCAGGACAUGACCGUGGCGCAGGGCCGCGACGCCACCUUCACGUGCGUGGUGAACAACUUAGGUGGAUACAGGGUGAGUGGGGAACUCGCCACGGCCAGGGUGGCAUGGAUCAAGGCGGACACCAAGGCUAUCCUCGCGAUUCAUGAUCAUGUCAUCACAAACAACGCACGACUGUCAGUUAAACACAAUGACUACAAUACGUGGACGCUGACCAUUCGAGGGGUCAGGCGGGAGGAUCGCGGGCAGUACAUGUGUCAGGUUAAUACUGAUCCAAUGAAGAUGCAGACUGCUACUUUAGAAGUAGUAGUUCCACCUGAUAUCAUCUAUGAAGAAACAUCAGGAGACAUGAUGGUUCCUGAAGGUGGGUCAGCAAAGUUGAUCUGCAGGGCUCGAGGACACCCAAAACCAAAAAUCACAUGGAGACGAGAAGAUGGUGGAGCAAUAGCUUCAAGAUUAGCGAAUGGUCGUGUGGAGAGGACACAGGAGGUAGAAACCGAGAUUCUGGCACUGACCAAAGUCACCAGGAGUGAAAUGGGGGCCUAUUUGUGCUUGGCAACAAACAACGUCCCACCUGCAGUGAGCAAAAGGAUGAUGCUGCAUGUACACUUUCAUCCAUUGAUACAAGUACCAAAUCAACUUGUGGGCGCACCGAUCAGUACGGAUGUCACCCUGCAGUGUCAUGUGGAAGCAUCCCCCAAAGCCAUCAACUAUUGGACCCGCGAGAGCGGUGAAAUGAUCAUCUCGAAUGAUAAGUAUCAAAUGACCGAGACAACUAAUUCAGUGUAUAGUGUGCAGAUGAAGUUGAUUGUGCGGAAAUUUCACAAAAUGGAUCUCGGGGGAUAUAAAUGUAUCUCAAAGAAUUCCAUUGGUGAUGCAGAAGGAAAUAUUCGUCUGUAUGAAAUGGAAAUUCAAGAACGUGUAGAUUCCGACGAACAAACUCUGAUGGAAGAAGACUCUUUUGAAGAUUCCAAUCAGGAUGUGGGUCACUACAACAACGGCUUCCAAGGACCUCUCACCGAACCGGCGGGUUCCGAGAACUCGGUACGGACGGAGGUGCGUGCCACCUCUACCGCCUCUUCAUCCCUCUUGCUUCACGAAAAGUGCGCGUUUUCCACCUCUUUACCGCUCCUGCAGCUGUGGACACUUCUUACGUUCGUGCGAAAUCUAAAUUUGUAAAUCAUAUUGUUCAACAUUCAGCGAGGAUAAAACGUGUGUGAAAACGAGCAGAAACUAAUAACAAACAGUCAAAAAGGAUAAUGAGUGUGUGAGCGAUACAAAUGUGCCAAAAAAAUGUAAGAGUCAAAUGAAACUCGUGCUUCGCUAACCUUUUACAAAACGCUGAGUGUCUGUAUCAUAUCAUCGUGUAUAUGGACCGUCUCUAGCCAACCGAAAAAUGAAAAAAAGUUCCAUAGCAUGAUCAAUGUCUUAGUCUUUGUUGCUAUAUACAUAUAUAUUAUAUAUAAAUUAGUGAAGGGAAAGCCAUCGUGUAAUGUCGUUCAGUUUUGUAUACAAUGAAAUAAAUUUAAUUCGGAAUACCGUUUAAGACUUUGCGGAGACGGCAAAUGAUAAAUAAAGAAUCAUAUUCAUGCAUAAUCAUGUGUAAACCAUUCAGAAAUGAACGCUGGGUAAAUAUGUAUAAAAAUAUUCAUUGUUUCAAGUAUGAUUUCAACGUUUAGUGACGGAAAAGUUAUUUUAUUGUUAUCAAAAUGACGAAAGGGAAAACAUGUUGAGAAAUAAAGUGAUCCAGGAAAUAAAAAAAUAAAUAAAUACUGUUUUGAAGAAAA